This is a messenger RNA of Python bivittatus (Burmese python), 1853 nucleotides long. It is a transcript of the gene SYN1, whose product is annotated as synapsin I. The record is from RefSeq and is a predicted model, not a curated record. Gene Ontology annotation, molecular function: ATP binding. Gene Ontology annotation, cellular component: synaptic vesicle membrane; synaptic vesicle. NCBI's taxonomy places the organism in Eukaryota, Metazoa, Chordata, Lepidosauria, Squamata, Pythonidae. Gene Ontology annotation, biological process: neurotransmitter secretion.
CUCAACCCUCGAGACCUCAACCCUCUCGUCAAGAUGAAUUACCUGCGCAGGCGACUCUCUGACAGCAACUUCAUGGCCAACCUGCCCAACGGCUACAUGACGGACCUUCAGCGCCCUCAGCCGCCGCCGCCGCCGCCCAGCGCCACCUCUCCGUCGCCGGGCAGCAUCUCCCCAGCUGAAAGGCCACCGGCUGCCCCCAGCCCUGGAGCAGGAGGCGGCGGCGGAGGCGGCGGCGGAGCCGGGGGUUUUUUCUCGUCGCUCUCCAACGCAGUGAAGCAGACGACCGCGGCGGCAGCAGCCACCUUCAGCGAGCAAGUCGGAGGGGUGGCCGGCUCUGCAACGUCCUCGGGACGCAGCAAAGUACUGCUGGUGAUCGAUGAGCCGGGGACAGACUGGGCAAAAUAUUUCAAGGGGAAGAAACUUCAUGGGGAGCUGGACAUCAAGGUUGAACAGGCAGAAUUCUGUGACCUGAACUUGGUGGCUCAUGCUAAUGGCAAUUUUUCUGUUGACAUGGAGGUUAUGCGCAAUGGGAUCAAGGUAGUACGGAGCCUGAAGCCAGACUUUGUCCUGAUCCGCCAGCAUGCCUACAGCAUGGCUCGUGGUGGAGACCAUCGUGGCAUUGUUAUUGGCUUGCAGUAUGCAGGCGUGCCCAGUGUCAACACUUUGCAUUCAGUAUACAACUUCUGUGACAAGCCUUGGGUGUUUGCCCAGAUGGUCCGCCUGCAUCGCAAGCUUGGUCCGGAAGAAUUCCCCCUCAUUGACCAGACAUACUAUCCCAAUCAUAAGGAGAUGCUGACAACCUCCAAAUAUCCAGUGGUGGUAAAGAUGGGACAUGCUCAUUCUGGAAUGGGAAAGGUCAAGGUGGAGAACCAAUAUGAUUUCCAGGACAUUGCCAGUGUGGUAGCUCUUACGAAGACCUAUGCCACCUCAGAACCUUUUAUUGAUGCCAAAUAUGAUAUCCGUAUACAGAAGAUUGGCAAUAACUACAAAGCCUACAUGAGGACCUCUGUUUCAGGCAACUGGAAAACCAAUACUGGCUCUGCCAUGUUGGAGCAAAUAGCCAUGUCAGAUAGGUACAAACUAUGGGUGGACACUUGUUCAGAAAUCUUUGGUGGUUUGGACAUCUGUGCAGUAGAAGCUCUACAUGGCAAGGAUGGACGUGACCACAUCAUUGAGGUAGUGGGAUCAUCCAUGCCUCUGAUUGGAGACCAUCAGGAUGAAGAUAAGCAGCUGAUUGUAGAGCUGGUGCUGACACGCAUGGCCCAGGUCAUCCCUCGCACACCAGUGCCCUCCCCUCAGCGCCCAGCACCACCCACCACCCAGCAGCCGAGGCCCAGUACUCAGGGGCAGGGCCCUGGUGGCCCAGGGCAACAAGGGAACCGCCCUCCACCCAGCCAAGGAAAGCCACAAGUUGCUCAGAAACCCAGUCAGGAUCUGCCUCCUCCACCCCAGCCCCAGCUGAACAAAUCCCAGUCUCUGACCAAUACCUUCCCCCUUGCAGAGGCACCGGUGCCGCGGGGCAGCCUUAGUCAGGACGAAGUGCGUGCCGAGAGCAUCCGCAGCCUCCGACAGAGCUUCGCCAGCCUCUUCUCCGACUGAGAGACUUCCCCCUCCGUGCAGCGACCCUUCACUUCCCCAGGCCUAGAUCCCCUUCCUUGUCUUCUGAGACUCUGAACCCUGUGUCCCUUCACUGCUUUGACCCACCCACAUGGGAACGUUCUUCCAAAAUGAAUGACGAGUUUCUUCUCAACUCCCCUCCGAUAAUGGCAAUCCCACGGAAAGGGGGAAACAAUAAGGAUCCCUGGGGAUCCCUGGUGAAAGGAAUGGCACCUGCUGGGAACGGUCAGAGCUAG